UAGCUAUUUACAUACAUAUACAUAUAUACUCUUAACUCCAUUCAUAGAUAUAUUGCCGUUGAUGAAAAUGCAACUCCAUAUAUCUCCAAGUCUUAGACAUGUCACGGUGUUGCCUGGAAAAGGAGUGAGGGAGUUCAUAAAAGUGAAGGUUGGAUCAAGAAGGUUGUCUUAUCGAAUGGUGUUUUACUCACUUUUGUUCUUUACGUUCCUUCUUCGGUUUGUGUUCGUGUUGACUGCUGUCGAUACCAUUGAUGGUCAAACCAGAUGCUCCUCCAUCGGUUGCCUACGAAAGAAACUAGGACCACGUAAAAAUCUUCAAUCAACUGUCCCAGAAGUAAUAUACCAAAUCUUGGAGGACUCCUCUAGUAAAUACGACAUAACCGAAGGGUCUGAAGUUGACAUUCCUGAAACUUUAGAAGAUUUUGUUUCGAGUUUGAAAGGCAACAAUAGACCAGACGCAAAAACCUUCGCCAUUAAGCUCAAAUCCAUGGUGACCCUUCUUGAACAAAGAACUCGAAAAGCCAAAAUCCAAGAAUACUUAUACCGCCAUGUCGCCUCCAGCAGCAUCCCAAAACAACUCCACUGUCUCGCACUCCGGUUAGCCACCGAGCACGCUACCAACGCCGCCGCCCGCCGCCAGAUCCCAUCGCCGGAGCUCGUGCCGGCACUCGUCGACAACUCAUACUUCCACUUCGUUCUCGCGUCCGACAACAUCCUCGCCGCCUCUGUGGUGGCCACCUCGCUCGUUUACAACUCGCUCCGCCCUGAAACGGUGGUGGUUCAUAUAAUUACAGAUCGGAAGACUUACUCUCCGAUGCAGGCGUGGUUCUCGUUGCAUCCAUUAACGCCGGCGGUUAUAGAGGUUAAGGCGUUGCAUCAUUUUGAUUGGUUUGCGAAGGGGAAAGUACCGGUUUUGGAAGCUAUGGAGAAAGAUCAGAUGGCUAGGGCUCAGUUUAGAGGUGGGUCGUCCGCCAUUGUUGCUAAUAAGACCGAGAAACCUUAUGUUAUUGCUGCAAAGUUGCAGGCGAUGAGUCCCAAGUAUAACUCGCUCAUGAACCAUGUUCGAAUUUAUUUGCCAGAGAUGUUUCCUAGUUUAAAUAAGGUAGUCUUUCUAGACGAUGACCUUGUGGUUCAAACGGAUCUUUCACCUCUUUGGGACAUUGAUAUGAAUGGAAAAGUAAAUGGAGCCGUUGAAACGUGUAGGGGAGGGGACAAAUUUGUAAUGUCAAAACGGUUAAAAAACUACUUGAACUUUUCUCAUCCAUUGAUAUCAAAUAACUUUGAUGCAAAUGAAUGUGCUUGGGCCUAUGGCAUGAACAUAUUUGACCUUGAAGCAUGGAGAAAUACCAACAUAAGCCACAAUUACCAUUAUUGGCUUGAGGAGAAUUUGAAAUCGGAUCUAAGUUUGUGGCAACUAGGAACAUUACCUCCGGGUUUAAUAGCAUUUCAUGGAUAUGUCCAUAUUAUUGACCCGUUUUGGCAUAUGUUAGGCCUUGGGUACCAAGAGAAUACAAGCAUACCAGAUGCUCAAAAGGCUGCAGUAAUCCAUUUCAAUGGUCGAGCUAAACCAUGGUUAGAUAUAGCUUUUCCAGAGCUAAGGGCAUUAUGGUCAAAGUAUGUCAACUUUUCAGAUAAAUUCAUCAAGUCAUGCAACAUUAGAGCAUCUUAAAACAUGUACAUGAACGAUUAUGUGCGAAU
Messenger RNA from Lactuca virosa, 1698 nucleotides. The record is from the annotation of a GenBank genome assembly. Lineage: Eukaryota; Viridiplantae; Streptophyta; Magnoliopsida; Asterales; Asteraceae.